Molecule: messenger RNA, 1122 nt
Organism: Trypanosoma conorhini
Lineage: Eukaryota; Euglenozoa; Kinetoplastea; Trypanosomatida; Trypanosomatidae
Product: actin-like protein
Exons: 1
Coding region: 1-1122 (373 amino acids)
Source: RefSeq, a predicted model, not a curated record
AUGGCAGUGGUGGAGCUGGGGUGGACCACCCGUGCCGGCUACAUUGGCGACGCAAAGUGCACACGGUGGUUCCCAUCCAUACACUGCAACGCUGGACCUAUGGAGCUCAGUUUUCCAUCGACGCUCCUGGCAGCGGAUGCCAUGGGAGUGGGUAGUCUGCAGCCUAUUUGGACCCUGCAUUCACUCGAGCAUGGGAUGAGUCUGCACGUGGAGCACCUGGCGCACAUCAUGGGUAAACAGCUGCAGUGCUCGGAGGAUGACCCGCUCAUGUUGGUCUUGCCUGAGAUAUGGCAUGACCGGUUUGACCUGGUGCGAAGCUUGUUUCGCGUCGUGUUGGAGUCGGGGUUUACCUCCGCAUUGUACUGCUGUCGACCGAGUGUGGCGUGGACGCUGGCUUCGGGUAGGGCCUCCGCCGUCGUGCUAGACGUUGGGCACAAUCAGGCGACCACGGCGGCCGUGUUGGAUGGCUACGCGUUGCGGGGCUCCGUCGCCUCCAGCAGCCUGGCCGGGGGCGCCGUCACAGGGCGUCUGACGGCGAUGCUAGAGCGGGAUCAGCUGGAGGCGCUUGAGAGCGUGCGACACUACCGUGUCCCUUCCAUUCGUCAGCGGGCCUUGGAGGACGCGGUGAAUGACAUUAAAAGGAUGUCGUGCUGCGUGCGUGUGGGGCAUGCGCCGCUUCCACGGAAGGAGGAGCCGCUGGUGUUGCGCGCCCCUGAUGGGGCGUCUGUCACCGUUUCAGCGGCGGCGCGAACGGAACCGUAUGAGGUGCUCUUCUCGCCCUCAGCGCCGGCGGGUGGGGAUACCCUGGCAGACCUCCUUGUGUCGUGCAAGCAAAGUAUUGAUCCUGAGUGGCAACAGCAAGCCGUUCCGCAUGUUGUUUGCGGUGGAACCGCACAGGCGCCUGGCUUUCGCGAGCGGUUGAUAAAGGAGGCACAGAAGAGGGACUCGUGCUACUUUCGCUAUGAGCAGGACGGGGCCUUUCACUUCUCGUCUGCGGUGGAUGGUGCCUGGACGGGCGCUUCACUGGCGGCGGCGAGCUCGUCCUUUGCGCCUUUCUGGGUAACGCGUGCCGAUGUUGAGGAAGAGGGUGACUCUGUACUCUACCGCAAGUUACUUUAUUAG